This is a messenger RNA of Penicillium expansum, 1395 nucleotides long. RefSeq names its product DMT family transporter. The record is from RefSeq and is a predicted model, not a curated record. Gene Ontology annotation, cellular component: membrane. The coding region runs from base 1 to 1395 and encodes 464 amino acids. Lineage: Eukaryota; Fungi; Ascomycota; Eurotiomycetes; Eurotiales; Aspergillaceae. The transcript is spliced from 2 exons.
AUGGUCACCCCGAAUCUUGAUUCGGCCUCAGAAGCCGGCCAAUACCAGGACCAUCCAGACGCACCCCUGCCGAUCCCGGUGGAGCAGAGAUCGUCUUCAACGCAAACGAAAACUCAAGCCGAGAAUGAACACGACUACAACUGUGAAAGUGAGAGCGAAGCCGACUCCCAGCCAGCGCUGGCUCAAUCGGAACCCCGUCCUAUCGAGGAUGACGAAGACGACGAGGCCGUUAUUGCUGCAGCUGCGCGACCCCGCCGUGCAUGGCAGGUAUGGUGGUUGCGCAAUAAGGGUAUGGGGCUUGUCCUGCUGGCGCAGGCUUUCGCUGCCUCUAUGAAUGUCAUGACACAAGUCUUGGAGAUUCAUAGUGCGAUGCAUCCUUUCCAGAUCCUCUUCGCCCGCAUGUCUAUAACAGCAGUUGCAAGCUACCUAUACAUGUACAUCGCCUCAACACCCUCCCCACUCGGCACACGUCCAGUCCGCGGUCUCCUCCUCCUCCGCGCCCUCUUCGGCUUCAUGGGUGUCUACGGCCUCUACUACUCCGUCCAAUACCUCCCCCUCUCCGAGGCAACAGUAAUAACCUUCCUCUCACCAAUUAUCUCCUGCUACGCCUGCUCGCUCCUCAUUCCCGGCGAGACCUUUUCCCGGAAACAGCUCUUCGCCGGACUAGUCUCUCUCGGUGGUGUCGUGCUCAUCGCCCGUCCAUUCAGCAAACGCGACCCGAGCAUCUCAAUCGCUACCCCAACUGCCGCUGCCGCUUGGGCAUUAGGUAUAUCUGCUUCAACUGAUGAAAAGCCACCUUCCGAGACAGACUCCUACCACCAUGUCAUGGCGACAAUCGUCGCCUUGUUCGGCGUGGUUGGCGCUUCGGGCGCUUACACUUCUAUCCGUAUGAUCGGCCGUCGUGCGCACCCCCUCGUGUCCGUGACGUACUUCUCGUCCGUGACGACGGUUAUUUCGUUCGUUGCGAUGGCCAGCUUGCCUUCUGUGCCGUUCCGCAUACCUACCACGGCUGUGGAGUGGACGCUGCUAACGGGGUUGGGUGUCUGUGGGUUCCUGUUGCAGUUCUUGUUGACGGCGGGUUUGUCAUAUGUCCCGCCUGCGUCUGUCUCGGAUGGAAAGCCUGUAGCGCAGGGAGGGCGUGCUACGUCCAUGCUUUAUAUGCAGAUGCUCUUCGCAGUGUUUUAUGAUAAGGUUGUUUGGGGAAGUACGCUUAGUCCGAUUAGUUGGGUUGGAUCUGCGAUCAUUUUGGUCUGUGCGGUUUUUGUGGCUUUUUCGCAGGAGAAACCUGUUCAACGGGGUGGGAGUGGAAGUGGAGUGGAGGAGUAUCGUGAUGUGGAGGGAUACAAGGAUGCUGCUGACGAGGAGAGAGCGGAGGGGUCAGUGCAAGGGAAUUGA